Messenger RNA from Cyanidioschyzon merolae strain 10D, 1818 nucleotides. Its product is annotated as similar to transcriptional activator GCN5, a bromodomain protein. Gene Ontology annotation, molecular function: protein binding; histone H3 acetyltransferase activity. Lineage: Eukaryota; Rhodophyta; Bangiophyceae; Cyanidiales; Cyanidiaceae. Gene Ontology annotation, cellular component: histone acetyltransferase complex. The transcript has a single exon. The record is from RefSeq and is a predicted model, not a curated record. Bases 1 to 1818 code for a protein of 605 amino acids. Gene Ontology annotation, biological process: chromatin remodeling; positive regulation of transcription by RNA polymerase II.
AUGCAUAGUCUGUCUGAACUCUUUCUAAAAGCACGAGUUGUGGUUCAGAGAGCGCUGGAGUCCGAUGUUCUGAUGAAAGAGUGUCCGCAGCUGGGCGUAACCGCCACGCGGUACGACGCACCUGGACAGGCUGGAGGUGCACCUGCCGCGGCCCCAGCUGCUGUGGCUACCGCUGACGGCCUGGGUCCGACAAACGUGGUUCACGUUACGAUUUCAGAACGGGAACCUGAUCCCAGCUGCACAACACCAGGUCUAACGGGAACUCCCGACCAAAACGGAGACCGUCUAAGGCACGACGCUCGGGCGGAAGCGCAGGCCCCGGUCGUGGUGUGCUCUCGGGGUAUCACCUUGAACUUGGUGCUUGCUGCGCUGGAGGCACAGGAAAAGCCCCCCCUGAGCUUCGCCCUGGGGGUGCUCGGCUGGGACUUGCAGCAGACCCCUGACUUUGGAGACAAACCCAACGAGCUUGUGGACCUGCAACUCGUGUUAGCGGGUCGUCGCUGUCUCGCUGAACAGUGCGCGAAGCUGUUGCGCGGGGCUGGACUCGUUGCCGAACACACCAACGGGGAUGUAUGUCAAGUUGCCAGCAUGCUGGAGUUGCGCAUCGAUCUUCCGCUAGGUAGCCUGCGUUUUACCGAUGGACCGGUCAUGGACUGGGAAGCAUGGUGCGGGGCGCUGCCUCUGGACCGGUGUUUCCGAUGGCAGUCAUCGCAAACGGCUCUGCAAAGCGCGGCAACUGCUGCGAGGGAGUCGAGUCGGUCUGAUCAGCAGUUGGAGCAGAGCGAGACGAGUCCGAAGGCUCCGUUGUCGCCACAGCGUUCCGCAGACGGACGCCAAGCGAAACGUGGACUCGAUGAGACGCACGUCUUCCCUAUGACCGAUACCGCUGCACUAGCACCUGAAAAGCAGCAGCGAUCAGCGCGUCGAUAUCGUUCCUCGCAGGGAGCCGCAAGUUCGCCACAUAAAUCGGCGCCGAAACAAGCUGUUGAGACCUUGCGGAAACGCGGUCGCUCGAGAGCAUCACCGGUCGCAGCAGCGGAUCCUAACCACGACGAAAGCACCCGAUCCGCACAUCAGUCAGAAGUUCCUGAACUCGUCCACAAGGCAUUCCCGUCAAGCGAUGAACAUGCAUCCUGGCGAGAAACAGCCCGAGUCUGGCUCAACGAGCUCCUGCAUGACCCUACCUGGGAGCCGUUCUGGGCACCUGUAUCCAAAGAGGAGGUACCUGAUUAUUACGAAUAUAUUCGGAAACCCAUGGAUUUAACGACUAUGAGGCAACGACUCGAAAGCGGACAAUAUCCAUCUUUGGAAAAGUUUAUGGAAGAUGCGAAUCUAGUCUGGCGCAACGCAGUCUCUUACAACCGUCCGCGGAGCGCUGUUUGGCACACAGCGAAGCAGUUCAAAAAAGUUGUCGCAACACAGCUUGCGUCGAUGAAGGAGUCUGCUUUGACGCAGACGACUCGCAAAGCGCGUUCCGCACACUCGCUAAGAACACAUGCGGUGCAGCAGGGGCCACCCGGCUCAGGUGCCAGCGGAGGCAUUCAUCAUCAGAACAUGCCCCGCAAGUUUCGUGGCGAUCGACACCCAUCCACGGUAGAGGCGGAAGCGCCGGCUCUCAGCAGCAGCCCCGUUCAUGGUGAGAGACGCCCUAGGUCUGCUCGAAAAUCCUCCGCAACGCAAGCGGAUCCUGAGCCAGCUGCGCCCACGGGCACAACUGCUCGCCCGGAAGCAGGUACGCGGAAGCGUUCACCGGACACAUCUCGUACGGAGCGGCAUACGAUGGCGACGCGUCAGGAUCGGCGCCUUCGCAAGCGAUGA